UGUGUAUUACGGGUUUACAACAACCUUACUAGGCAUUACACAGAUAUCUUUAUUGGCAACAAUAGCGCUCGACAGAUACCUUGUCAUUGUACGCCCUUCACAUUGUACUAUUGGCAUGAGUAAAGCUGUCACCAUGGUUAUAUGUUGCUACGGUUACGGAUUUCUUUGGGCACUAUUUCCAGCUGUUGGGUGGAGCUCUUAUCAAUUGGAGGGAAUUCGAUUGAGGUGUGCCAUUAACUGGAGAAGCAAGCGUCCGCUAGACCUGUCUUAUUCUUUAUCAAUAUUAGUGUUGGCAUGGGUUGUGCCCCUUGGAAUAAUCCUCUUUUGCUAUGGAGCAAUAUGUACUUUGAUAUACCGGGAGAGAGCAAAGCCGCUAAGGGCAACAAUGAGAAAAGGAAAGACGGGGAAACACAGACGUCGAGAGCAACGUGUUGCCAUAACGGUUCUCCUUAUGAUUGGUGCGUUCUUUCUAAGUUGGACACCGUAUUCUAUUGUUACAAUCAUUGUGAUAUUUGGAAAGCUAGAAGACGUUCCUGUGUCUGUUGUUAUGAUACCAACUUUGAUGGCCAAAUCGUCAAUCAUUUGGAAUCCGUUAAUUUACGUGGUUCGACACAAUGACUUUCGGAAAGCGUGUUUACGUCAUGUGCCUUGUAUUACAUGGAUUAAAAACGCAUUUGUUUCCACAUCGAUGUCAACCAAUACAUCCUCGUAUACUGUAUAAUAUCAUAUGGAUUUUUUUCAAAGGCUCUUUGUGUGUGUUUUUUUAGAUAAUGGUACCAUGUGAUAAAGAAUGUUUUUGUAUAUGAUAAAAGAAAAAUCAUAAACUUUUGUUUUUUCAACAAUUUUCUUUUUUCUUUUUCUUCAUUUGUUUCUUCUCUUUUACUCCAAUGUUUCUAAAAAUAAUUAUUAUAAUCAUCAGAAUCAUAAUAAUGAUAAUUAUAAAAUAAUUUGAUAAAUAGCAAGGGUUUCGUAUAAUAUUACAUAAAUAUUUGCUUUUAUUAUAUUUUUUCACAUUUGAAUAUUUCAUGAAACGUGGUAUGCCUGUCAUUGAAAAUAUGAAAAUUGAAACUAUUGUGUAAACAGCAAUUAUUCAAGAUGCUAAAGGGAAGGGUAAUUAAUUCUGUCAUACACAGCAAUUUACGAUAUUUAUAUCCUAUAAUUGGUUUCCACGAACUGUUGUUUGUUGUUCGUUUCCACAAACUCUUCCAUGGUGUAAUACAUGUACAUUAACUUCUACUGAAAUUAUUGUUUAUAUAACAAUUUCUAUAAAAAUCACAUCCAUACAUAACAAUAGAUAAAUUACAUAAUUUUACAAAAUAAAAGUUGUUUGUGUACGGCCAUUGUAUUCUAAUUUACAAAAGACUGUAAAAGUAACAUAGUGUAUGUUUCAAACCUAUCGUAGGACUUUCAACAACACUGCAACGUUUUAUGUGAUGAGCAAAGAACAAAACAAUGGACUACAUUGCUGAAUAGCGAUACAUAAUACAUGCACAAUCAUAGUGUAGUAUGAUUUUAUCAACGAUAAUAUCAUGUCUUUUAAAAAUGUCUGAAGAAUAUUGCAAAUGACAAAUGAAUUUGUUUAACGUUAUUGUCUUUGGCUGCUGUCUCCAACAUGACGAGACAUUAUUGGUGCUCCAAUAACUUAUUGUAUUAUUUGCUCAAUAUAUCAGCUGAAAAUAUCAUUAUCGCAUUCAUCGACGGAAUCAUGGCAUACCUAAAUGUGUAUUUUUAUGUAUACUUUAUAUGACCAUUGUGUAAAAUACUAACAUUAUAAAUUAUUCAUUUUUUUUUUACAUUUCAACGUAUUCAGCAUACUUUUGUUUUGGAUACCUUCAGUAAAUU
Messenger RNA from Ruditapes philippinarum (Manila clam), 1842 nucleotides. RefSeq names its product visual pigment-like receptor peropsin. The transcript is spliced from 4 exons. The record is from RefSeq and is a predicted model, not a curated record. Gene Ontology annotation, biological process: G protein-coupled receptor signaling pathway. Gene Ontology annotation, molecular function: G protein-coupled receptor activity. Bases 116 to 721 code for a protein of 201 amino acids. NCBI's taxonomy places the organism in Eukaryota, Metazoa, Mollusca, Bivalvia, Venerida, Veneridae. Gene Ontology annotation, cellular component: membrane; photoreceptor outer segment.